GUAUGUAUGAUGUCAAGGUUCUCUGAAGAUUGAUAUUUAUCAUUUUCAAAUAAUUUUAUUAGUAUGUAUGAUUUGAAAUAGUGAUUCAACACAAGACUGGUUUCUUCUCUGGUGUUUCUCUCUCUUGGAUUGACACGUCCUCGCAAUCUCUCAUCAUCUUCAACCUUGUUUCUUCUUCUGUAAAAGUUUCUGCGAUUGGACUUUUCCAUUCCAGAUGAAUAUUUUCGAAACAAUGGAGAAAUCUAAGGCUACUUUAAUGGUGGCUGUUGCCGUUGUUCUCUUCAUUUUUUCCAAUGUUGCUCAUGUGAGAUCCGAUGCUUCUGAUCAUCGCUACAAAGCUGGUGAACAAGUUCCUCUUUACGCUAACAAAGUGGGCCCUUUUCAUAACCCUAGUGAAACAUACCGUUAUUUCGAUUUGCCAUUCUGUGCCCCAGAUCAUGUCAAGGAGAAAAGAGAGGCCCUAGGUGAAGUAUUAAAUGGAGAUCGUCUGGUCAGUGCUCCUUACAAGCUUGAUUUCCUGGUGGAUAAGGAAUCAGAAGUUAUCUGCAAGAAAAAGAUGGAAAAGGACGAAGUGGCUAAGUUUCGGGAUGCUGUAGCCAAAGAUUAUUACUUUCAGAUGUACUAUGAUGACUUGCCAAUCUGGGGUUUUUUGGGCAAAGUUGACAAGGAAGGAAAACUAGAUCCUAGCGAGUACAAGUAUUAUCUAUAUAAACAUAUCCAUUUUGACAUCUUUUAUAACAAAGACCGUGUUAUUGAAAUCAAUGUUCGAACUGAUCCCAACUCUUUAGUGGAUAUUACGGAGGACAAGGAGGUAGAUGUAGAGUUUAUGUAUACUGUGAAGUGGAAAGAGACAAACACUCCUUUUGAUAAGAGAAUGGAUAAAUACUCGCAGUCUUCUUCUCUACCUCAUCAUCUGGAGAUCCAUUGGUUCUCUAUCAUAAAUUCAUGUGUCACAGUUCUCUUAUUAACUGGAUUUCUUGCCACAAUUCUCAUGCGAGUGCUCAAGAAUGAUUUUGUUAAGUAUGCACAUGAUGAGGAAACUGUAGAAGACCAGGAAGAAACUGGAUGGAAAUAUAUUCAUGGAGAUGUAUUCAGGUUUCCCAAGUACAAGUCUGUUCUUGCAGCUGCUCUUGGAUCUGGUACUCAGCUGUUUACUCUUACGGUUUUCAUAUUCCUACUUGCCCUUGUUGGAGUGUUUUAUCCUUACAACCGGGGAGCCUUGUUCACAGCCCUGGUUGUUAUCUAUGCUCUUACAUCUGGAAUUGCUGGCUAUACUGCAACUGCCUUUUAUUGCCAACUGGAAGGAACAAACUGGGUUAGGAAUCUGUUGCUGACUGGUUGCCUGUUCUGUGGUCCACUGUUUCUUACAUUUUGCUUUCUAAACACUGUCGCAAUAGUAUACCAUGCUACCGCUGCCCUUCCAUUUGGCACGAUAAUGGUGAUACUUCUUAUUUGGACACUUGUAACUUCACCGUUGCUUGUAUUGGGUGGAAUUGCUGGAAAGAAUAGCAAGGCUGAGUUUCAAGCUCCAUGUCGCACAACUAAGUACCCCAGAGAAAUUCCCCCAUUACCGUGGUACCGUGGAACUCUUCCACAGAUGGCAAUGGCUGGAUUUUUGCCAUUCAGUGCGAUUUACAUAGAGCUCUACUACAUCUUUGCCAGUGUUUGGGGCCACAGGAUCUACACAAUUUAUAGCAUUUUGUUCAUUGUCUUUAUCAUUUUGAUUAUAGUCACUGCUUUCAUCACUGUGGCAUUGACCUAUUUCCAACUUGCCGCAGAAGAUCACGAGUGGUGGUGGAGGUCCUUCCUGUGUGGUGGUUCCACAGGGUUAUUUAUUUAUGGCUAUUGCUUAUACUACUAUUAUGCACGCUCAGAUAUGUCAGGUUUCAUGCAAACAUCAUUUUUCUUCGGCUAUAUGGCUUGCAUUUGCUAUGGGUUCUUUCUCAUGCUUGGAACCGUCGGUUUUCGCGCUGCACUCUUCUUUGUUCGCCAUAUAUAUCGAUCAAUCAAAUGCGAGUAGAUAAUGUUGCAAAUUCUAUGUUGGCGCCAGUGUUUUUUUGGUUCCGUAGGUUUAGUAGGACAACUAUGUUCUUUGUAUUUUAACCUAUUUCUGUCAUUUGGGGAAGCGUUUGUAAUCUUAUAUAGAGACAUGCAUCUACCAUUUUCCUGUGCAAUUAUCUUAUUCGUUCACCAAUUUCCACCAAAACAGCCUCAAGUCUUGAUGGAAGGAAAAGGACGAGUAAUGAUCUCAACCAGUAAAGAUCUCAUGUGUAAUAAGUUAAAUUUCAUGAAAGAAAAAAUGGUUAAAAUUUGUUGA
Amaranthus tricolor (Joseph's coat) is the source of this 2317-nucleotide messenger RNA. RefSeq names its product transmembrane 9 superfamily member 2-like. Gene Ontology annotation, biological process: protein localization to membrane. The record is from RefSeq and is a predicted model, not a curated record. Lineage: Eukaryota; Viridiplantae; Streptophyta; Magnoliopsida; Caryophyllales; Amaranthaceae. Gene Ontology annotation, cellular component: membrane. Bases 215 to 2020 code for a protein of 601 amino acids. The transcript has 7 exons.